This is a messenger RNA of Entamoeba dispar SAW760, 1206 nucleotides long. RefSeq lists its product as uncharacterized. The record is from RefSeq and is a predicted model, not a curated record. Gene Ontology annotation, molecular function: ATP binding; Hsp70 protein binding. The transcript has a single exon. Gene Ontology annotation, biological process: protein refolding; response to heat. Lineage: Eukaryota; Evosea; Mastigamoebida; Endamoebidae. Gene Ontology annotation, cellular component: cytoplasm; cytosol. The coding region runs from base 1 to 1206 and encodes 401 amino acids.
AUGCCAAAAGAAAUGGAUUAUUAUAAUAGUCUCGGUGUUCCUGCCGAUGCAAGUGAUGACCAAAUAAAAAAGGCAUAUAGAAAGCUUGCGAUUAAGUACCAUCCAGAUAAAAACCCAGGAGAUAAAAAUGCUGAAGAAAAAUUUAAAGAAGUUUCAGAAGCAUAUGCUGUUCUUUCUGAUCAUGAGAAAAGAGAAAUGUAUGAUCGUUAUGGAAAAGAAGGACUUGAAAAAGGAGGAAUGGGAGGAUUUGAUAUGAAUGAUAUAUUUGCACAAUUCUUUGGACAUCCAAGAAGACCAUCAGGACCAAGAAAAGGACAAUCAAUUCAAGUACCAUUAAAAUGUGAUUUAGAGGAUUUGUAUAAUGGAAAAACAUUUAAAAGAAAGAUUACACAUGAUAUUCUUUGUAAGAGUUGUAAAGGAAAAGGAACUAAAUCAGGUAAUGAACCAAAGAGAUGUAGUAAAUGUGGAGGAAAUGGUUAUGUAAUGAUUACUACACGACAAGGAAUGUAUAUGAUGCAAAGUCAACAAGUUUGUCCAAUGUGUAAAGGACAAGGAGAGCUUAUUUCAGAUAGUGACAAAUGUAAAACAUGUCAUGGAAAUAAAGUUGUUUCAGAAGAAAAAAUACUUGAAAUUAUUGUUCAACCAGGAACUAAAAAUAAUGAAAGAAUUGUUUUUGAAGGAGAGUCUGAUCAAGCACCAAAUUUAAUUCCAGGAGAUGUUAUUUUUGUAGUUCAAACUAAAGAACAUAGAAUAUUUGAACGUAAAGGAAAUAAUUUAGUUAUGAAUAAAAAAAUUACAUUAAAUGAAGCAUUAACAGGUAUUGCAUUUACUGUUAAACAAUUAGAUGAAAGAAUAUUAUAUAUUGAAGGAAAAGAAGUUAUUCAACCAGAUAGUUAUAUGAAAAUUAACGGUGAAGGAUUUACAAUUAAACAUCAUCCUGAAGAACGUGGUGAUUUGUAUAUCCAUUUUGAGGUUGUUCUUCCAUCUAAAGCGCAAAUUGCUCAAAAUAUUUCUCAAUUAAAAGAAUUAUUACCAAAACCAUCUUCAGUUCCAAUGAAAGAUGAAAAGUGCACUGUAUGUACCUUAAUUCCAUCUGCUGCUCCAACAGAACGUUCUGAAAAUGGAUAUAGACAAACACAAAUGUCUGAUGACGAUGAUGAUGAUGAUAAUGACCAACAAGGAAAUGUUCAAUGUCACCAACAAUAA